Pseudoliparis swirei is the source of this 3094-nucleotide messenger RNA. RefSeq names its product Golgi reassembly-stacking protein 1-like. The transcript has 9 exons. The coding region runs from base 134 to 1216 and encodes 360 amino acids. Gene Ontology annotation, biological process: Golgi organization. The record is from RefSeq and is a predicted model, not a curated record. Gene Ontology annotation, cellular component: Golgi apparatus. Gene Ontology annotation, molecular function: protein binding. Lineage: Eukaryota; Metazoa; Chordata; Actinopteri; Perciformes; Liparidae.
GCUCGUCAACCUGCUUCCGACAUUCGUGGCUAGCGAGCUUGAAUCGGCUACAUAGCCUUCAGUAAUGCCUUCCAGCGUUGCUCUACCUCAGUGACAUUACGUCUGUAUUACUUAACAAUAACUGUCGCGGGCAAUGGGUCUGCAGCAGAGCUCGUUCUUGUCGGGGAACGUGGGAACGCACAGUGGAUAUCAUGUCCACGGGGUUCAAGAUGACUCGCCAGCUCUGAGGUCUGGUCUGGAGCCCUUCUUUGACUUCAUUCUCUCCAUAGGAAACACACGCCUUAAUAAAGAAAGUGACUUGCUGAAAGAUCUUCUAAAAGCCAAUGUGGAGAAAGCAGUCAAACUUGAAGUGUACAACUCUAAAAGUCAGCGGAUGAGGGAACUGGAGGUGGUACCCAGUAACAUGUGGGGUGGUCAGGGUCUACUGGGCGCCAGUGUCCGCUUCUGCAGCUUCGAAGGAGCCAAUGAGAACGUUUGGCACGUCCUGGAUGUGGAAGCCAAUUCUCCUGCAGCAUUGGCCGGCCUCAUUGCCCACGAUGACUUCAUAGUAGGAGCUGACCAGGUGUUGCAAGAUUCAGAGGAUUUCUUUUCUAUGAUUGAAGCCAAUGAGGGGAAACCUCUGAAGCUGCUGGUGUACAACAAACAGACCGACCAAUGCAGAGAGUUGUUGGUGACUCCAAAUGGUGCAUGGGGAGGAGAGGGAAACUUAGGCUGUGGCAUUGGCUAUGGCUACUUGCACAGAAUCCCAAUGCGUCCAGCUCUGCCUCAAUCCUCUGUGAUUGACCUGGAAGAGCUGGUUGCAAGCGACCCCGCUGAGGUGCCUCCAGUGGAGGCAUGUAGCCCCUGUAGCGUCGGGGAAAUAGAUUUGAAUCAAAUCGAAGAAGCUUUGCAGGACAUGUGUACACACUCGUCAACUCAGCCAGAUGUGGACUUAGAUCUUUCCAACAUACCCAAAGCAAUUACUCCAGACUUGUCCGACACGUUUUCCACCGUUGAUAUGGGCCAGAGCUCCAUGUUGGCUAAUUAUGGAGACGACUCUGGUGAUCAGUGUAGCUUCGAUAACUCAUCUGUUGACCAAAUACCUUCAUGCCUAGAGAGGGACGAGGAAUCAGACAUCCAGGAGACGGAGCGUGAGGAUGCCUUUGACCCGAUCACUCGCACUUCUCUGAGCACAGAGGGUGACCUUGCAGGCCUUGAGUCACUACAGAGCACCUGAGUGACGCGAGUAUCCCAGAGGUGCAACAUCCUAGUUCUGAGCCCUCAAGCUCAGUGAAUAUUAUUGAAGAAGAGACGUCUGAGACUGAUGCGUCCGACAGCUAGGAAGGCCAGAGGAUGAGCGAUCUGUUCAACUCGUAACUGAUUAAUCAUUAGAGGGGAUUCAGAGCACAUCCAGAUACAGAACGCUUCCAUUAUGAUUGUAAGUUACAUCACCGCAACUAUGUUUUCAUUUCUAAGAGUUUAUUUUUAUUCAGGUGCCAUUGCUGCAUGCUGAAUUGCACAUUUCAGAGAGAUAGUAAGCUGACAGGAAAUAAUGUACUCUUUAAUUUCGGCAUACUGUUUCAACAUAAAGUAUGACGCCUGAGUUGAUUCUUAGCUGCUGGUUAAAGUCAUCCUAGUUUGCACUAAACAGUCAAAGGGGAAUAGUAUUUGAUUAUAUAUUAUGUUUUGUAGUUGCUCUGACGAAAUCACCUGCUGAAUAGUAUGAAACGCUGUGAGAAAAAAACAAGUUUGAGCUGGAGAUCCAUCAUGUGGUUUCGUUUGGGGUGGAGGAUUUUAUUUUUGAGAUGAGUAUACGGGAAAAGAUUUCUUAAUCUCAGGCAUUUACCAUUUAUGCCACUUGGCCUUGCGUUUCAUUUUAAAUACCCGCCUUAUUACCCGGUUUGACAUUUGAUUGGUGUGAAUGAGUGAGCCAUGAUUGAUGCAGCUCUCUCAUUGUAUUCCGUUUCUUCUCUUUAUAUCGGUUUUUAAUUAAUUUAUGUUUCCGAUUUUAAUGGAUGGACAAAACUAAAUCAAUAAUUUAUAAAAAGAUGUUCAAGAUAAACCUGCAGUAGUCUUUUUUUACCCUAGUUGGUGUAUGAAUAACUACAAUGAUUAAGUCUCAGCAUUUAGUGUAACCACUGAAGAUAAGUAUAUAUAUAUAUAUUUCACUCUUUACAUGUUAUACAAUCUUGACGUCACUUCAUGCUUUGAGACAGCAGGUGUCAGCAGACACCUCAUUAUAGGUCAGGAAUCAGUGUUCUGCCAUUAAAAAUUGCUGUCAAAUUGUAGGCGGUCUGCAUCAUAUCAGCAAUAAGGAAUGGCGACAUGAAGCCGUUCUAUAUAUGUGAAAGAAAGUCAUCUCCUCUGUGAACUCUUCAGGGAUUUGUUUGUUUCGGUGGAGCAGGAGCAGCUCGCAUACGGAGGGAAACGUGACAGCGCUGAUGCUCACACAGCCAGUGACAUGAUGCAUCAUUUGUACCAUUCAUAUCUUCCAAUGCUGCAUAGAUAUAGCUUCAUUACCUUCUGGGUUUGCUGGGAAAUCCCUCUUCAGCAGCAAAUAGGAGAUAUAAACAAAAAGAAUACAGAUAUUCAGACAUAAGAUGGUUCUUUUGCUCGUGAUGUAAAGACCUUUUGUUUGCAUUUAAUGUUUCUAUUUGAUCUCACCCCCUGUGGAUCCUUGGGGUAUGCAGCAUCAACCAUUACUGAUAGCACUCACACUCACACACACACACACACUAUAAUGUAUUCUCUCUUUUGCUAUCCUUUGUAAUUAUAUAUCAGAAUAACUGAAUGAGACCCAGAAAAUGCAAAAAAAGAAAAAAGCUUAGCAGCGAAGCUACAGUAACAGAGGGAAUACGCUUCAAUUAUUUACUGGGACCCUCCUCAGUUGAAGCGGGGGAUGGGCAUUAAGGGAGAGAAAAGACUGUGUGGGAAGAAAGAGAUGCGUUUGUCUUCAUCCAGCAGCGAGCCAGCGCUGCUCCUCUGGAACACCUGUAUGUGUGUUAUAUUUCUGAGAUGAAUAUGUCGCAGCUCAGUGGCUUUAACUCUGCCUGCACUCUGAAAUGUAACAUUAGCAUUGUUUUUGCAGAAGAAUAAAUGCCUCAAAUCGACAGCA